GCGUUAGACUAAAGAAGGUUAAGUUCGAGUUUGCUGCGCUGUAAAAAUUAAUUUUAACUGAAAUUAAUGCAUUGAGCGCAUACAAUGUUUGUGCUUUAUGAAACGCCGGCGGGCUACGCCAUUUUCAAGUUGCUCGACGAAAAGAAACUGGAACAAGUCGAUAAUUUGUACUUGGAGUUUGAGACACCCGAAAAGGCAAAUAAGUUGCUGAAGCUUAAGCAUUUCGAGAAGUUCAAUGAUACAACAGAGGCACUUGCCGCCGCAACAGCGGCCGUGGAGGGCAAAGUGGCCAAGCCAUUAAAGAAGACGCUGAAGAAGCUGCUCGUCGACGAUGUGCAGGCAUCGCUGCUGGUGGCCGACGCCAAGUUGGGUACAGCCAUCAAGGAGAAGCUGUCGGUGCAGUGUGUGUACAACACGGGCGUGCAGGAGCUAAUGCGCUGCAUCCGUCAGCAGGCGGACAGCCUGUUGGGCGGACUGCCCAAGCGGGAGAUGACAGCGAUGGCCUUGGGUCUUGCUCAUUCCCUGUCCAGGUACAAGCUGAAGUUCUCGCCGGACAAGAUUGAUACGAUGAUUGUGCAGGCGCAAUGUCUGCUCGAUGACUUGGACAAGGAACUCAACAAUUAUAUGAUGCGGGCACGUGAAUGGUAUGGCUGGCAUUUCCCCGAGCUCGGCAAGCUGAUUACGGAUAACAUUGCGUUUGUUAAGACAAUCAAACUGGUGGGCACCAGGGACAAUAUGGCCACAACCGAUUUAUCCGACAUUCUGCCCGAAGAUGUGGAACAGCAGGUCAAGGAAGCAGCCGAGAUUUCAAUGGGCACCGAAAUCAGUGACGAAGAUGUGCUAAACAUUCAGUGUUUGUGCGAUGAGAUUACAUCAAUCAACGAUUACCGCACACAUCUCUAUGAUUACCUCAAGGCGCGCAUGAUGGCAAUGGCUCCCAAUUUAACCGUCCUGGUUGGAGACACUGUUGGCGCUCGUCUUAUUGCACAUGCCGGCUCACUGAUCAAUCUCGCCAAGCAUCCGUCAUCCACUGUCCAGAUUUUGGGCGCUGAAAAGGCGCUGUUCCGUGCAUUGAAAACGAAGAAGGAUACGCCCAAAUACGGUCUCAUCUAUCACGCCCAGCUGGUGGGUCAGGCGAGUCAAAAGAACAAGGGCAAAAUGUCACGUUCAUUGGCUGCGAAGGCGUCGCUGGCCACUCGUGUGGAUGCGUUUGGCGAGGAGGCCACCUUUGAACUGGGCGCCACACACAAAGUGAAGCUGGAGGCGAGACUGCGUCUGCUCGAGGAGGGAAAUCUGCGCAAGUUGUCGGGAACCGGCAAGGCCAAGGCCAAGUUUGAGAAAUACCAGGCCAAGAGUGAAGUGUUCACCUAUCAGCCCGAGGCGGAUAACACGUUACAUGUGAAGAAACGUAAACAUUCGGAAGUUGAAACGCCCGUCAAACAGGAGAUAAAAGAGGAACCAGAAGAAGGAGCAGAAGAAGCUGUUGCUGCUGAUGAUUCCGAAAUUAAAACUGAAAAGAAAAAGAAGAAGAAGAAGAAGCAAAAGGAUGAAGAGGCUCCUGAAUCCAACGCUGAGGUCAAAGCUGAGCCCGAAGAGGAGACGCCAGCACAGCCUCCAAAGAAAAAGAAAAAAUCAAAGCAUCAAGAAUAAUAAUAGUAGCAAGCAAAUGUUAUUGUGGAGCUUUUUAUUAUUAAUAUCGCUUAAGUUGAUAGUUUUUAGAAUUUACGCUAUAGUUUUACAACAAUAUUACAAGUCUAGUUUACACUUUUAUCUUUUGUGUACUACAUUCGAAAUAAAAAUGUAACAUGCAAGACAAA
Messenger RNA from Drosophila innubila, 1817 nucleotides. It is a transcript of the gene nop5, whose product is annotated as nucleolar protein 58. Bases 85 to 1650 code for a protein of 521 amino acids. The record is from RefSeq and is a predicted model, not a curated record. The transcript is spliced from 2 exons. Lineage: Eukaryota; Metazoa; Arthropoda; Insecta; Diptera; Drosophilidae. Gene Ontology annotation, molecular function: snoRNA binding. Gene Ontology annotation, cellular component: small-subunit processome; box C/D methylation guide snoRNP complex.